UUAUCAGACACGUCAAAAAUGAACAAUUUUGACGUACAUGUGUGUACAUUUGUGAAUCAUGGACAAAGGAGAUUCCAACUCGCCAACGAAAUGUCUUUACAAACAAGAAAAAAAAUCAUUUGAACUAAUUGCAAAAAUAGUUCCCCUUCUGGAGCAUCCGAUCACAAAAGAUGAUGUCCAGAGGCAUACCGAGAUGAUUUCCAACUUCAUCGAUGUUUCGCAGCAUGGAUUUUUUAUUCAAGACUUACCAGAUAUAAUCCAGCUGAUUUAUAUUUUAACUGAUAGAAUCGAUGUAACUGGGGUAUAUGAAAAACUGUUGGAACGAAUACUAGUUAUUUGUUGUAUACCACCCUUACUAAAUAAGUCUUCAGAUGUUCUUACCUUUGCAAGAGACUUACGAGAACUUUUUACUGCACUCGGAUAUCUACUGGUUUGUUUAAAGAAUAAUAAUCUUCGAAAUAUUGUUGUAAACGCUUUGAUAAAUUUAUUGAAGAAUAGUCCGAAACACAAAUGGUAUUCAUCGUUGGAAAGUCGUAAAAAAGCGGCUGAUGAUAGUAGAUUAUCUGAAAUCUUGGGACAGCUACUGGCCGUUGCAGACGAUGAAAUAUAUUCAAAACUGUUAACGUUGAUUACGUUGAUGAUCAAAGAUUGCAAAAACUCUUGUAAGGAACUCUUGCUCCAAGAUGCGUUGAAUUCUCUUUUGAGAAGAAUAGAACCUACAUGGAGAGGUCGAUACCGCGACAUUCAUUCAAUAACUUCCAUAUCGGGUCAAGAAGUUUUGCAUUAUGAUAUUACUUCGUUUAUAAUAUAUGAGUUACUGGAUUAUUUGGAGAAACACAGGGCUGAUUUAGAAGAUGUUAGGAAUAUUGAUCGAUUUUCGAUAUGGAAUAUACAAUAUGCGUUCAAAGCAUUCGUAGUAUGCGAUAAAAAAUUAGAUCGAAACAAUGUAUUAGCGAUGAAGAUUAAACUAAUGGAUCUCUUUCCGAAAGCUGAAUUCAUUGCUAGCGGUUUAUGUGAAAGCGUACUUGAAGUAACAACACGUUACAUUUCCUCCAGGAAGUUGUUCGAAUCGAAGUAUUUAUCGUGCGAAGACGACUACAUUCUUCUGAAACUUGCACUUUUAGAUAUUCUCAUGGUGGCUGAAUUGGAUGGGGGGAAAAGGGUUUUAGAAGCUGCAAGAAUCAUUCAUACACUACUGAGGUCGAUUUGGCGUACCGGAGAACAACGAUUCCUUUCGAAAUCCCAUUUUUGUGUCAUUCAAAUCUUCUUCUGGAAUAUUCUGAAGAAGCUUGUACCCCAUCUGAGCGAAGAAUUUAUUGAGAAUUCCGGACCAUCCAUGUUGGCGCGCUGCAUGAAAGAAAGCAAAAUAAAACAAGAAGGAUUAACAAUCCUAAGGGAAUGUUUGAGUACUACGAAUCAUUUAUUGAAAAACGAUCCUGGUGAAGUUAUUGCGCAUUCUUUUUUGUAUAAUGAUGGAUCUAGUAUACUGCUUAACUUAUGCGAGCAGUUUUUAUCAGAACCGAUCAUAACUGAACCGAUGCAAACCUGUCUGAGAUUGAUAUUCUGCAUAUUUAAUGAACUACAUCAAAGUUCGACCGAUCUACCUGUUGUUCUCGUUGAAAUAUCCUUAAAAUAUUUCAAACGAAUCCUGAAUCUCAAUUUGAACGAAAUGAUUUUUGAUAACAAAAUCAUAAUAUGUCUCAUGGAUUUCGUGUGGGAGACAAUCAUCAAAUCGGAAAACUUGUCAAAAAUGUUCAUCGAAAGUAUGGGGGUUUAUAUGAUGUUGGAUAUUAUACAGAAAUUUCCAUUUCCUGUACAACUGAUCACCCUUGGCGCGCUUGUUGACCUUUGCGAAGAUGAAAGUUGUGUCCCAUAUUUGCUAACUUGGAAAGGCACGAAAAAUGUAAAAUUCAUUCCACUCCUGAUGCAAAUAUUUCGUUAUGAAAAUAACUUGCUACAAGUGAAAUGUGGAAGUUUCGGCCAAAUUUUAGAUGCUGCUUUUCCCCUAGUGGGCAAGGAACAAAGGGACCAAACGUUUUCAGAUACCCGAAACUUGAACAGUCAUCCGACAAUAGCCGAUUUAUUUUUGAGUAGUAGGCCAAAGAUAUAUGCGCUUUUGAAAUUAUUGCAAGAACGACAUGAGGAGGUAUUAAAAAUUGCCGAGGAAGAGUAUAAAAUCGAGAUUGAUGAUUUGACAACGAAAGAUCGGGUUACAAUGUUGAUGGCUGAAAAUUUUCUAGCACUGAAGCUAGGAGAAGCGUGGGUGGAACUAGAAAUAGAAUUCACUGUGAUGAACUUCAAACCUCUUCCAGCAGACUACAAAAUAAUGUCUACGCUUGUGACAAGAUAUCACAAAUGGGGGGAAUAUUUGAAGGAGACUCAAAAUGAAAUAUUCAGGGAAGGCAAAGAAAAAGAACUUAUCGAAGAACAAAAACUGUACAACACGUUUGGCCAAUCACGUAUCAAAGAAUCUCUAGAGGCUCUCGAAGAACUGAGAUAUAUUGCGAGAUGUACAGAACAUAUGUUCCGUAUUUCGCAAAAAUAUAAACAACAAUCACAAAUAGAAAAAUCUUUGAAAAAAAUUCCUUUUCGGGGAAAUCUGAAUAAAACUUACUUCACAACCUUGCAAGUGACGCCAGUUUUCAAUCAAGAAGUCACGUUAAAAAGUGAAAAAACAACAGAACACGAAGAAGAGACCAUCAAUCUCGUAUCUCCUGGAAAUUCCCUCGUUCUUGAGGAUCAAGAUCUAUUUCUUGAGGACACUUUGAUAUCCCAAGAAUUUGAAACAUUGUGUAGCUAAAAAGGAGUUCCUUCGAUUCAUCCAUUGAACAGUUACUUACAUAAUCACAAAUUAUAUCACACUGAUGCGUAAUAUAAACCAUGUUACACCCAUUGCAAUAA
Messenger RNA from Leptinotarsa decemlineata (Colorado potato beetle), 2901 nucleotides. RefSeq lists its product as uncharacterized. Gene Ontology annotation, cellular component: non-motile cilium; sperm midpiece. The record is from RefSeq and is a predicted model, not a curated record. NCBI's taxonomy places the organism in Eukaryota, Metazoa, Arthropoda, Insecta, Coleoptera, Chrysomelidae. Gene Ontology annotation, biological process: positive regulation of flagellated sperm motility.